AUGGCGACCAAGCUCCCUCUCCGAAUCGCCGCACCAGUCCGGCCCCGGCCCUUCAUCCGCCUCCCUCUCCCCCAGCAACGACGCACCUUUCUCUCCGAGCUCGGCAAGGCCCUGGGCGCCGACCCCAGCAAGCCAGCGCGCAUCAACGUGUCCCGGACGCUACCGCACAGCUCCUGGGACCUGUACACGCUGAUCGCCGACGUCGACAGCUACCGGGACUUCGUGCCGUUCUGCACGUCGUCGCGCGUGACGCGGUGGACGGCCCCCGACCCGCAGACCGGCCAGAAGUGGCCCGCCGAGGCGGACCUGACGGUCGGCGCCUUCGGCUUCACCCAGACGUACACGUCGCGCCUGCGCUGCGUCCCGGGCGUGUCGGUGGAGGCGCUCAGCGGGGAGGACGCGCUCGCCGGGUCUGAGACCGAGACCGAGGCCGGGCCCGAGCCGCUGCGGAAGACGGCGGCGAGCCAGAACAGCGUGUUCAGAUCGCUCAUCACCAAGUGGACUGUCACGCCGGUCGAGAAGGCGGCGGCCGCCCCGGGCGGCGGCGGCGGCAGGGACUGGACGGCGGUGGAUCUCAGCAUCUUGUUCCAUUUUGCGAACCCGGCACACCAGAUCGCCAUGUCUUCCAUGUCGGAGGAGCAGGCGCGUCGUAUGAUCGCUGCUUUUGAACAAAGAGCAAAAGAAAUGUUUGGUCGUAAGCAGCGCUGA
Molecule: messenger RNA, 708 nt
Organism: Phaeoacremonium minimum UCRPA7
Lineage: Eukaryota; Fungi; Ascomycota; Sordariomycetes; Togniniales; Togniniaceae
Product: putative cyclase dehydrase family protein
Exons: 1
Coding region: 1-708 (235 amino acids)
Biological process (GO): cellular respiration; ubiquinone biosynthetic process
Cellular component (GO): mitochondrion
Molecular function (GO): ubiquinone binding
Source: RefSeq, a predicted model, not a curated record